AUGAGCACUGCAACGGAAGUUAAGGCAGCUGGACAGCUCCCAGAAACUGUCUGCAAGUUUCCUGCCCUCCUAAACGAAGAAGAUGAUGUUUCGUCCUGGCGUGAACGAAUAAACAUCGAGGUCCCAUCUAGGGACCUAUUACAAGGCCUUAUCCUGAAGGAACAAACUUCGCUUCAGGUGCUUGCUCAGGCCAUCUGGGCAAUCAUCCUGAAGACAUUUACAGGUGACGAAAGCAUUUGUGCUGCAUCUUUGUACCAACAGGGAGCAGAGUGGCAAUGCGAAUUUUUUACGACGCUAGUGGAGGAUGAGAUGCCUGUCACUGGUGUCUGUAUGCUCGAAUCCUAUAAGGACGUAGAAGAGGAUCUGGACCAAUUUGAUGUACUACUCCUCGUGUUAGAGAAAGAAGGGCAAGUGCAAAUGGACCUACUCUACAAGCCAGGCCAUUUGGCACCGGCCUAUGCGUCUAUUGUGGCUGCUACCGUCGGCCAGAUACUAAGCGAGGUGCAGAAGAAUUCCUCGCUCGCACUCUCUGAGAUGGACCUGCUCCACCCUCGGGUACAAGGGCAAUUGCAAACAUGGAGCAGCAUCCCGCCGUCGUCUGUGAACCACUGCGUGGGUCCCAUGUUCGAAAAAACAGUACAUGAGCGUCCAUUGCAUAUGGCCGUGGACACCUCUCAGCUUACCCUGAGCUAUCGUGAACUCGAUACUUUGACUGCACAGCUUGCCCUUCAUCUACAAGACAAGGGUGUCCAGCCAGAAUCCAUUGUUGUGUUAUGUUUUCCUAAGUCCGCAUGGGCAGUUGUGGCGAUGAUGGCCGUCAUUCGAGCAGGUGGCGCCAUCCUUUUCCUCGACCCUUCUCAUCCUACAGCACGGCAUCAGGAGAUUGUAGAUCAAGUUGGCACAAGCUGGAUAUUAACUGCACCGGAAUACUCCCAACUAUGGGAGUGGUUCGAGGGUGAGGUCCUGCUCAUCGACCGCGCGUUUGCAGACCUACUGCCCUCAGUAUCAGACCGAACCCAGCUCGUGGAGGAAGCACAACGCAUUUCCUCCACUGUGACUCCUUCGAACGCAUUGUACGUAAUUUUUACGUCCGGAAGUACCGGGAAGCCGAAAGGCUGCGUAGUCGAGCAUCGACAGUUCCUCACCGGAUCCUUGGCCCAGCAAAAAGCGUCCAAGAUGACUCAUGCUGACCGCGUUCUGCAACUUGCCUCGUUCACUUUCGACGUCAGUAUCCUCGAGAUUAUCACUUCCCUGAUAUCAGGUGCCUGCGUAUGCAUCCCGAACGACCAGGAGCGGGCCAAGGGGCCUUCGGCAUGCAUUCAGCAGUUUGGUGUAACAUGGGCCUUCUUGACACCGUCUCUGGUCAACCUCAUGACACCAGAUAUGGUCCCCACCUUGCAGUUUCUGGUCCUCGGAGGAGAAGCCGUCCAGAAAGAAAACAUCCAGAUCUGGGCCUCGCAUGUUCGGUUGGCUAAUGGCUAUGGUCCAACUGAAUGUUCGAUCGCCGCGACGGCAAAUCCUCAAUUAUCUCUCACCACAAGUCCGGCUAACAUCGGCCAUCCACUUGGCGGAUGUUGCUGGAUCGUCAGCAAGGACGACCAUGAUCGUCUCAUGCCUAUCGGCGCGCCUGGUGAACUGGUGAUUCAAGGACCCAUCGUCGCCCGCGGUUACUUGAACCAACUGGAGAAGACACAGGCCGUCUUCUUGGAGUCGACAAAAUGGACUGGGAGCGAGUCAACGGGCACUUCCCGACUAUACAAGACAGGGGAUCUGGCCCGCUUCAACUCCGACGGCAGUUUGCACUUUAUUGGGCGCAAGGACAGUCAGGUCAAACUGCGCGGUCUCCGAAUCGAACUGGGAGAGAUUGAGCACCGGCUAGCGGCCCAUCCCAAGGUGGAACAGGCGGUUGUGGUCCUAGCAAAGCAAGGACCCUGUAAGGGAAAGCUGUCGGCGGUUCUCUCCCUAAAGAACUUCCGCAAGGAAGCAUCCACCGUCGAACUGGUAGAUGAGAAAGAUUUUGGGGCUGCGUCCACCGAAUUGAGCGCUGUCGCGGAAGCCCUAUCACAGCAGCUCCCUAGUUAUAUGCAGCCGACUGUUUGGGCUCCUGUAGGAUGCAUUCCCCUGACGGCCUCUGGCAAGCAGAACGGAGUUAUGGUUAGCACGUGGGUGGCAGCGUUGUCCACGGAGACGUUCAACCUGCUCACAGGGCGAAGCGAGGGAACCGACGUAGAGAGAAUCCAGGCGUCGACGAAUGAGGAGCGUGAGCUGCAGAUGAUUUGCAGCGUGAUUUUGGGCUUUGAGAGUGCCGAGGACGUCUGGCUGAACAAAUCGUUUAUCCAGAACGGAGGUGACUCCAUCCAGGCAAUGCAACUGUUGGAUCAAUUGCGCCGAAAGGGCCUGGGUGUCAGGAUUGAGGAUGUCCUUCAGAGCCCGACGUUGGCUGAACUCGCGCUGCGCAUUACUGAGAAUGAUGGAACUCAGAUCCUCAUCGAGGAAUCAGCCCCUGUAGCACUUGACAACCAAAGGAUCUCGGAGUUAGGAUUCGACAGCGAACAAGUGGAAGACUUGUAUCCCAUAUCGGCCGUCCAAAGGGGUAUUCUACUCACCCAGCAACAAGCGCCGGAACGAUAUCAACUACGGAUCACUUGUCAAGUUGUUUCAACACCAGGCAAACCUAUUGACCUGGACACGCUACACGAGGCGUGGCAGCAAGUGACGGGCCGCCAUCCUGCAUUACGCACCAUCUUCGUCGAAUCCGAAGCCGACCACGGGCUGUGCGACCAACUGGUGUUGAAAUGUGUUCAAGGAGCAUUCCUCCUAUGGGAACAUUCGGAUGAGGAUGCCGUAUGGAAGGCCAUGGAGGACUUCACCCGCGAUGACACUUCUCUCCAGCCGCCAGUCGCUUUUAUUGUUUCGACAACGGCUGAUGGAAAGGUCUUCUGCACAGUCGACAUUAGUCACGCCCUCAUCGACGGUGUCUCAAUCCUGCUUCUGUUUCGCGAUAUCAGUCUCGCAUACGCAGGGCUGUUGAACGCCAAGCAGGUUGUGCGAUACAGUUCAUACAUCCGCUAUCUACAAACUCUUCCCGCCGAUGUAUCUCUGGGCUACUGGGCCAAGUACCUAGAGGAUGCGUCUCCAUGCCACUUCCCCGUCCUCAAUGACGAUGCUGACGGGGAGAACAAGUUGCAUGAAUUGACCAUCGAUAUCGAGGAUGGGAACGCCAUCCAUGCCUUCUGCGCUGAACAUAAUGUCACGCCGGCGACUGUCUUCCAAGCGGCAUGGGCGCUCGUCCUCAAAGCGUACACCGGACAGGACGAUAUAAGCUUUGGCUAUCUUACCGCUGGCCGCGACUUUCCAGUCCCAAAUAUCAGUGACGCUGUUGGCGUGUUCAUUAAUAUGAUGACUUAUUAUAUCCGUCUUUCUGGUGACAGCACGGUUUCCGCCGUGCUCAAGGAGACGCAGAAUGCUUUCUUGGAGGGACUUUCCCACCAGCAGUGCUCUAUUGCUGAAAUACAACAUGCAUUGGGCAUGUCUCAGCCUCUAUUUAACACCAUCAUGUCGCUCCAGAGCGCUGUAGGUGAGGAGAUUUCUGGUGCAGGGUCUGACAAGACGAUCAGUUUCAAGGUGGUUGGCGAACAAGACCCGACAGAGUAUAAUAUUUCGGUCAAUGUUUUAGUAUCCAAGGUACGUAUAGCGAUAACUCUCCGUUACUUCACUGCUGCUUUGUCCGAUGCGAUGGCCUCGAAUGUCUUUGAAACGUUCCGCUCCGCCAUCGAGAAUCUAACCCGCAGCGACGAGUCGUCACUUUUCAACGUCAAUAUCCUCAGUGAGCACGACAAAUUGCAGGUUGCGAGCUGGAAUAGCGAGCAAUGGCCAGAUGUCCAUGCCUGUGUGCAUGAUCUGGUCCACCAGCAAGUCCUUGAGCGCCCCAAUGCCCUUGCAGUCGAAGCCUGGGAUGGUUCAUUCACCUACAAAGAGCUGGAUGACGUCGCUACGUCUCUAUCGCAUGUACUUGUAGCAAAAGGGGUUGGACCGGAGACUUUUGUUCCCAUUUGCUUUGCUAAGUCGCGCUGGACGGUCGUCGCCCAACUGGCCACACUCAAGGCUGGUGGAGCCUGCGUGGCUUUUGACCCCCAACAUCCCUUGAACCGCCGAGAGGAAAUGAUUCGUCAGUGUGAUGCCACCGUCGCUGUCGUUGGCGAAGACAAGGAAGCUUUGUUCCAGGACCUUGUCCAAUAUGUCGUCGUUCUCAAGCCGCAAUUCGCCGACGAACUGCUCGCGAAACAGUUAGAGCCGGUCGGGCCGCCUUCUGUUUCACCUGCAAACCCUGCCUUUGUGGUCUUUACUUCUGGCAGUACUGGCAAGCCCAAGGGUAUCGUGUUGGAACAUCAUGCAAUCUGCAGCAGUGCGCGUGCCCAUGGCCCGGCGAUGAACUACGGCCCCAACGCGCGCGUACUACAGUUCGCUUCGUACACCUUUGAUGUCAGCAUCGGUGAGACUUUCACAAGUCUCAUGAGCGGCGGAACUCUCUGCAUUCCGAAUGAGGAAGAACGACUCAAUGACUUGGCGGGCGUAAUCAACCGCAUGAACACCAACGUUGUGUAUCUGACUCCAUCUGUCGUCAGCCUCCUACAUCCUUCGCAAGUCCCAGGUGUGCAUACUUUGGCCCUGGGAGGCGAAGCCGUUCGCAAGGAGAACGUCUUGAUGUGGGCCGAUCAGACGCAUCUCGUCAAUAUUUACGGUCCUGCAGAAUGCUCCGUGUGGUCUACAGGACUGACAGGUGUCCCCCGAUCUGCAUCUCCUCGUAAUAUAGGAUUCGGUCUUGGUGCAAGAAUGUGGAUCACACAAGCCGACGAUCCCUCCCAACUUUGUGCUGUCGGUGCCAUUGGAGAGAUUCUCAUCGAAGGACCCAUUGUGGCACGAGGAUACCUCAAAGACGAAGCCAAAACAGCCGCUGUGUUCAUUUCUCCUCCCUCAUGGUUGUCCGAGUUCGAUCCCCUGGCAUCUCAACGGCCGAUCAAGUUGUACCGCACAGGUGACCUUGCCCACUACAACUCAGAUGGGUCGAUUAAUUUUGUCGGUCGACGCGACCACCAGGUCAAGCUGCACGGUCAACGAGUUGAAAUGGGAGAGGUCGAUCACGCACUGCUGUCCCACAAGAAGCUACACAACGCCCUGGCGCUGGUCCCCAGGCAAGGUUUACUGAGCGGGAAACUGGUCGCUGUCAUUGCACUUAAGGACUACCUGUCAGUAUCGGGUUCGCAUCCCAAUCGUAUCGCAUUCAUCGAGGAAGGGGAAAGAGAAGAAAUUCAGCAAGACCUGUCGGACAUCAAGCAAACUGUGUCUUCCCUUCUCCCCGGCUACAUGGUCCCUGCCGCAUGGCUCAUCGUCCAGUCUAUCCCUGUGACGAGAAAUGGCAAGUCGGACCGCCCCUCAGUGACUGCCUGGGUUGAGGCUUUGCCGGAGGAUACAUUCGGCGCUCUUCAGCUCCCUGGUAGCAAACUAAGCCAUGCUUCCGAUCCGAUUGAGGUUGAAUUGCAGGGGGUGAUCAGCGACGUACUCAAUAUCCCAGUUGCCCAGGUUGACAUGCACCAAAGCUUCCUCGCCCUUGGGGGAGACUCCAUUACAGCCAUGCAGGUGUCCUCACGGUCUCGCUCUCGAGGUCUACAGGUCGCCGUCAAGCACAUUCUGAAGAGCAAGAGUAUCCGUGAGAUCGCCGCAGAGACAAAAUUGAACACCAAGAAUAUGACACCAAAUGAAAGCAAUAGUUCGUCCACGAGCCAGCAAUUCUCCCUUCUGCCGUCUGUGGAAGUUGCAGACGUGGAUGCUUUGGCCACGAAGAUGGGAUACGCCGGCGCCACCGCCGUGGAAGAUGCCUACCCUUGCUCUCCCAUGCAGGAGGGGAUCUUGAUAAGUCAAGCCACAGCGCCAGAAACGUACAAGUUCUUUGCUGUCUGCUCCAUUCGUGGAAAGAGCCCCGUGGGUCCUGUUAGUCUGGACCGUGUUCAGCAAGCUUGGAUACGUCUUGUUGCCAGACACCCGUCACUGAGAACUUUCUUCGUCGAAGGACUGUCAAAAGAUGGGCUAUACACGCAGGUCGUGCUCAAGAACCAUGAACCAAGGAUUGAGCGCACAACGGACUUGGAGAGCCUCUUCAGAUACCCCGAGGAGCGUCCCAUCGACUACCGCGAGGGCGUGCCACCUCACCGUCUGACCAUUUUCCAAGACAAGGAAGGGGUAAUCUUUUUCAACCUAGAAAUCAGUCAUACACUGAUUGAUGGUGGGUCGAUGGCGAUUAUUUUGAGUGAUCUUACAAAAGCUUAUGAUGGCGACCUCCCCCCUGGACCUCUAUACCGUGACUACAUUGCGUCUUUACAGACCCGCUCAAUGGAGGAAACGUUGCAGUUUUGGACAGCAUACCUCCAGGACGUGAAGCCGGUCUUUUUUCCAUCGCUACACGAUGAGCAUACAACCCCGAUAAGAGAGCUGCAGGUUGUCAAUGUCCCGGUUGGGCCAGCUACCGUCGUGGACCUGCAUUCCUUCACCAAGCAACACGAGGUCACCUUGGCCAAUAUCUUUCAAGCCGUGUGGGCAUUGGUUCUUCGCGCCUACACCGGCGAAUCUGAUGUGGUCUUUGGAUAUCUGUCCUCUGGUCGUGAUGUCGAUGGCCUGGACAUGGACAUGGACAGCGCAGUGGGUGCAUUCAUUACCAUGCUAGCUUGCCGGGCACAGGUUGAUGACCAUUUGAGCCUGCUGGAUGUCACGCGAAAAAUGCACGAAGACUUUGUCAACUCGCUUCCCCACCAACAGACAUCCCUCGCGCAGGUGCAGCACGCCCUGAAGCUGUCCGGUGAACGUCUCUUCAAUAGCAUCCUCUCUUUGCAACGACCCAUGGUCGAGUCUAAGAACAACCGUAGCAUUGAAAUCGAGUAUCUCGGCGGCAGCGAUCCCACCGAGUACGACCUGGGAAUUAGCAUCACUAUCAGCGAGGCCUUCAUUGACGUCUCUAUCAACUACUGGAGCACUUUCAUGGACAAGGAACAGGCUGAUAUGCUGGCUUCGACCUUUUCGACUAUUCUCUCCAAGCUUGUUGCAACACCCACGGCAGAGAUCGGCCAGGUGGACCUCCUGGGUGACAAGCACAUGCAAUUCAUCCUCGACGUUAACAACAAUGGCAAGGUACCGGAGGCUAUUAAUGACUGCAUUCACACUAGAGUCCACGAACGGGCCGUCAUGCAUCCCGAUUCCCCAGCUGUCCAUUCCUGGGAUGCAUCGCUGACAUUCGGGGAAUUAGAUCGGUUGUCCUCUCAGUUGGCGACCUACCUCAUCAGUCUCGGAGUCAGCUUGGAGGAUGCUGUUCCAUUGUGCUUUGAUAAAUCAGCGUGGGCCGUGGUCUCCAUGCUGGCCGUGAUGAAAGCAGGCGGUGCUUAUGUGUCCAUGAGCCCUUCCCACCCAGAACAGCAUCUGGCCAAUAUCAUUGCUCAGACCAGAGCUCGCGUUGUCGUCGUUGGAUCUUCAGUCUAUGGUGACAAGUUGCGACCGUUCGUGAACAACGUUGUAGUGGCUAAUGCCUCACUGUUCGCCAUAUUGCCUCCCUCCAACCCGAAUAUGUUCCCUCAUGUCUCCCCGGAGAAUGCUGCCAUGAUUAACUUCACCUCUGGUAGUACCGGCAAGCCAAAGGGCAUUGUCGUUAUCCACAAAGGAAUGCGCACUAUGAUUGAACACAACCAUGACAUGCGCAUCGACCACUCGUCACGAACCCUGCAGUUCUCCGCUUAUACAUUUGAUACCAGCAACUGCGAGAUCUUCCUCACUCUCUGCGUGGGCGGUUGCGUUUGUGUGCCCUCUGACCAUGACCGGAUGAAUGACCUGGCAGGAGCAAUGGACCGGUUGGAGGUGACUAACGCUUUUUUGACACCCUCGCUCUCACUGUUUCUGUCGCCCGAGUCAGUACCCAAGCUCAGGGGGCUUGCGUUUGUCGGAGAGGCGGUCCCUGCGGAUCUCGCCCGGAAGUGGCAGAAGAAAGUGUGCUUGUUCAACAGUUAUGGUCCGGCGGAAUGCUCUGUCAUGGCCUCUCUAGCUGUUUCGCGUGAGGGCGUUGCAGCUGCCAAUAUCGGCAAAGCCCAUGGCUGCCUCUUCUGGGUGACAGAGCCGGCAAACAGCGAGCGUCUAGUACCGGUUGGCUGCGUGGGAGAGCUCCUGAUCGAAGGGCCUCUGGUAUCUCGAGGAUAUCUAGAUCCCGACUUGACCGCUAGAGUUUUUAUUUCGGCUCCCACAUGGCGAGGACCGACUGCUUCGGGGGCGCGAUUGUACAAGACAGGAGAUCUGGUCAAGUAUGUCGCCGACGGGAGUCUCGUCUACAUGGGCCGCAAGGACAGCCAGAUCAAGCUCAACGGCCAGCGAGUGGAAAUGAGCGAGAUCGAGAACACGAUUGGCAAUAAUGCCCUGGUUAAGCAGUGUGUAGUUCUUUUGCCAAAGACCGGACCAUGUAAGAAGAAGCUGGUCGCCGUUGUUGUUCUGGAGGCGACGGCAUCAGACGACCAGCCUGGGGAGAUUGGCCCGCUCAGCGAUGCAGGGGACAAAGGGAAGGCCACUGCUCUGGUUGAAAAAAUCAAAGACCAAUUGGCACGGAUAUUGCCGCGCUACAUGGUGCCAUCCGUCUGGCUCAUUACUCCCAACUUCCCCUUUACGCUGUCGCGGAAGAUCGAUCGUCCAACAAUUUCACGCUGGGUCGACACCAUGGACCAGGAGACAUACAUCCAGGCUGUUGCGGAAAAGGCGACUCAACUUGAGGCAGUAACAGAAGAUGCUUCCACUGGAGAUGAGACGCCGGACCGCUUAAGGCAGAUCACUGCUCGCGUCCUGAACCUUCCUGCCGCUCAUGUCUCUCUCAACCGAUCGUUUCUCAAUCUGGGAGGAGACUCGAUCACCGCCAUGCAGCUGGUUGUGCAGUGUCGCAAUGAGGGUCUGCAUAUCCUUUUCCGGGAUGUGAUGCGUAGUUCCAGCAUUCGGCUAUUGGCACAAUGCGCCGAGAGCGUAGAACCAAAUCGGCCGUCAAGUCGCGUCGCUGAAAAACUAGACACCCCCUUUGAAUUGACGCCUAUCCAGCAACUGUAUUUUCAGGAGAUCACGAAGGGUAGCACUGAUGCGCUUGCGAACCAAUUCAACCAGAGCUUCUUGCUCCGUUUGACCCGCGAUUUAUCCGUGGAACAGCUUCGCUCCGCCGUGGAGCAGAUUGCCCAGCGUCAUUCUAUGCUUCGCGCCCGAUUCCGACAGUCGCACCGGGGCGAAUGGACACAGAUGAUCCAGAGCCAGGUCUCGGGAUCAUAUCGAUUCAGAGAACAUGCUGUCCGGUCAGAAGAAGAGGCGAAGGGGAUUGCAUUGCGCAGCCAGGAGCAGCUGGAUAUCCAGAACGGACCAGUCUUUGCCGUGGAGCUGUUCACUACGGAAGGGAAACCGUCCAUUGUCUUCCUCGUGGCUCACCACCUGGUCAUCGAUUUAGUUUCCUGGCGCAUCCUCUUCCAGGAGCUCGAAGACUGCUUGACUGGCAAGGUCGCCAGCUCUGAUCUCGCGCCUUUCUCAUUCCAACGGUGGCAGAAACUUCAAGCUGACUAUGCCUCACGACAUCUCCAUCCUAGCCGCGCGUUGCCAUAUGAGAUUCCCGCAGCGGACUACGUCUUCUGGGGAAUGCAAGAUGUCCCCAAUUAUCAGGGGGAUACUAUUCAGCUUUCAGCGACUCUGGGCUGCAAGGAAACUGAACUACUACUGACGCACUGUCACAAAGCUAUGAGGACUGAGCCUCUGGAUGUCCUCCUCGCUGCUCUUCUUUCAUCGUUCGCUCGGGCUUUCGAUCGUCAGCCACCGGCUAUCUUCAAUGAAGGUCAUGGUCGUCAACCUGCGGUGAACGGGCCACUUUCUGACGUCGAUUUGUCGGACUCGGUGGGUUGGUUCACUACCAUAUUCCCCUUCUUUGUUGCCGUGGGUCCGGACAGUAGAGGACUGGACACAGUUCGACAGGUCAAGGACCAGCGCAAGCAGCUUCCAGCCAACGGAUGGUCUUAUUUCACAUCGAAAUAUCAUAACGAAGAUGGAUCCAAAGCCUUCGCCAGCCACAUGCCGGUGGAGAUCCUAUUCAACUACCUGGGGCUGUACCAGGGUCUCGAGCGCGCUGACGGUGUCUUCCAGCGAGUUCCCUUUAACGAGGGGGACGUCGGACCGGCAGUGCGACGCUAUGCUUUGUUCGAGAUCAACGUCUAUGUGGUGAAUGGGUCAGCUCAUAUCACCGUCGCUUUCAACCAGAAGAUGAGCCACCGCGAGAGAAUUCAGACCUGGCUCACUCUCUACACAGAGCAUUUGUCCGAGUUAAGCCGGCAGCUGGCCAAUACAGCUUUCACUUUGACUCGGAGCGACUAUCCCUUGCUGCCAAUUGACUAUCUUCGCUUGGAUAAGUUGCAGAAAUAUGAGCUACCGCAGUUAGGCUAUACUAUGGAAGCUAUUGAGGAUAUCUAUCCCUGCUCGCCUCUCCAGGAAGGCAUUCUCCUCAGUCAGACCCGCCUUGAAGGUGCUUAUCUCUACCAUGCCAUAAUGCGCAUGACUUCGUCUGGGGUUGAACCAGUAGACCCUAACCGACUGAUGGAUGCCUGGCAACAAGUGGUGGAUCGUCAUAGCAUCCUCCGGACUGUCUUCCUGGAACGUAUCUCUAGCCGACCAUUUGAUCAGCUGGUUCUGCAUAGCCACCAAGCCAAGUCGCUUCUGCUUGACGAUGCCAUCUCCGACACAGAUGCCAUCGUGAUUCUGCGCCAGCUCAGUCCGUUGCCGGCCUUCUCAAAUGAGCCACCGCAUCGGCUCGCUGUCGUCCAAACUGCAGAUGGGACUGUCUUCUUCAAACUCGACAUUAGCCACGCGCUGAUGGACGGGACAGCCAUGGCAGUUCUCAUCCAUGACCUUGCUACUGCCUAUAAUGGCCAGCUUCCAUCUACGCCAGCGAUGAGAUAUAGCGAAUACAUCUCCCAUAUUCAAUCGCAGCCUGCAAAUGAGGCUCUUGGCUUCUGGGUUAAUCUCCUUAGAGAUGUGCAAGCUUGCAACUUCCCUUCACUGGUGGCAUCCGAUGUCCAGAUGGAUGUUCGGGAGGUGCGACACAUCGAAGUACCCGUGCCUGACGUGGCACAAGUGCGUCAAUUCUGCCAACAACACGACGUCACCUUGGCGAAUAUCGUCCGACUGGCAUGGGCACUGGUUCUAUCUGCUUACACCGGAGAAGAGCGAAUUUCGUUUGGCUACCUUACCGCAGGUCGAGAGAUCCCUAUGCUCGGCAUUGAACACGCUGUGGGCCCUUUCAUAAAUAUGCUGGUUUGUGCGAUGGAUUUGAGCCAGAUGGGACGCAAGACAGUCAUUGAGAAACUGAAGGAGCUGCAUGAGGAGUAUCUUCAGAUCCUUCCGUACCAGCAUGUUGGCCUGGCAGAAAUUCAGCAUCAUCUCGGCUUGUCAGGCCAUUCGCUCUUCAACACCGUCGUGAGUUUCCAACGCCGUGAUGUGGAUAACUUCCAGCUAGAAGAUCUACAACUAGGAUAUGUCGAUGGAGAGGAUCCUACCGAGUAUGAUAUUACAGUCAAUGUCACCGACACUGAUCGCGGAUACACUGUCCAACUUGGCUACCUGACUUCACGACUCUCACCAGAGCAUGCAGCGAAUGUCUCCGACGCUCUAUCUGCAGCCCUUUCUUCCAUUGUAUCUGGUCCUCGAUCCACCGUGGACUCAGUCGAUGUUUUUGGUACCCACCAUCGCAAGCAAGUCCAGGAAUGGAACGCUACUGUGCCUUGCACCGUCAACAAAUGCGUCCACGCUCUGUUUGAGAGGAGCGCUGGAGCCAGUCCCGAUGCGCCUGCAAUUGCCUCUUGGGAUGGGGACAUGACCUAUUCUCAACUCGACAAGAAUGCAAAUCAACUUGCUCGGGUUCUUACCGACAUGGGCUUUGGACCAGAGGAUCUGAUCCCCAUCUGCUUCGAAAAGUCCACCUGGGCCAUUGUUGCGAUGAUGGGCAUCCUCAAAGCCGGCGCAGGGUUUGUGCCCUUGGAUCCAGCCCAUCCACCUGAAAGACUAUCUACCAUCAUCGCUCAGACUGAAUCUCCUCUGGUCCUGGUGUCUCUAUACACAUCCAAGAAGGUUGUGGAACUGGUGCCAAAAAUUCUGGUCGUCUCAGCGUCUUCCAACAUGUGGCUGGAUAGUGAUGGCGAUCUGAUUAUCGAUAGAUCGGGCCCCCAGAACGUCGCAUAUACGCUUUUCACAUCCGGCAGCACAGGGACUCCCAAAGGCGUUGUGGUAGAGCAUUCGGCUGUGAGCACAAGCGUGAUCCACCAUGGUCGAGAGAUCGGGUGUAGUACCGCAACGCGCAUGUACCAAUUUGCGGCUUACACCUUUGAUGCGUGUAUUCUCGAGAUUUUCACUACGUUGGCCUACGGAGGCUGCAUUUGCGUUCCAUCUGAAGCGGAGAGAAUGAGUGAUAUCGCCGGUUCCAUCCGUCGUCUCCACGCCAACACGACCUUCCUCACCCCGUCUGUCGUCCGCAUUCUGCGGCCUGAACAGGUCCCCACUCUAAGCACCAUUAUCCUUGGUGGAGAGGCGCUUGAUGCGGACAAUAUCCAGACCUGGGCAGGCAGGGACAACUUACGUCUCAUGAACGGUUACGGGCCUACGGAAACCUGCGUAUUCUGCGUUAUGCACACCUUUACUAAUGAGUCUGACCGUCACGAUGUCCUGGGCCGGGCCGUUAGCUCGGUAUCCUGGAUUGUUCGCCCGGGAAACCAUAACCAACUUGCGCCUAUUGGAUCCAUCGGAGAACUGCUGGUUCAAGGCGGCACUCUGGCCCGCGGAUAUCUUAACGACGCGGCGAAGACCGCCCAAGUCUUCGUCAGCAACCCAGGCUUCGUCUCCCGUCGAGAGACAGGCAACUGUCGGUUCUACAAGACAGGGGAUCUGGUCCGCUACAAUGUCGAUGGCACGAUCACAUAUCUUGGACGGAAGGAUACUCAGAUCAAGCUGCGAGGACAGCGUAUUGAGCUCGCUGAAAUUGAACACCAGAUUCAGAGGCAGCUUCAUCCAAACACGCAGAUCGCGGUUGAGGUUGUGCUUCCGCACGGGAAGAAGGAGCAGGCAGUUCUAGCAGCAUUCAUCUGUCAAUCGAAUUUGGAGCAAGAAGAAUUCCUUGCCGACAUGACGCCAGAAGUAUGCAGUCAACUCAACCACUUGAAGAAGUCGCUCGUCGCAGUUCUUCCUCCAUACAUGCAGCCUUCUCUCUUCCUGCCCACAAAUUGGAUGCCAACCACGUCCGCCAGGAAGCUUGACAGACACUUUCUACGCAGUCAGGGAGCACUAAUCACCCAGACGGAACUGACGAAAUACUCACUGCAGGGACCCGAAAGUCGCCGAGUUCCUAGAACCGCUAUUGAAAAGAAGGUACAGGAGCUGUGGAAUCACAUCCUCAAAGUUCCUUUCGAUCAAAUUUACGCCGACGACAACUUCUUCCAUGUCGGAGGUGACUCGAUUGCAGCCAUGAAAAUGGCAGCCUCUACGUCGGGCGAUCUCAGCCUGACGGUUGCAGAUAUCUUCCGCCAUCCUGUUCUGUCUGAUUUGGCCAGCUUCGUAUCUACCAAGUACAAGUCUCAAAGCACCUCGGAGGCAAAAUUGGCCCCAUUCGAACUCCUUUCCAAUCGCUCCCUUCUUGUCGAUGUCGCCAAAGAAUACCAUAUUCCCCUCGAGGCCAUCGAUGAUGCAUACCCUUCCACCCCGCUACAGGAGGGUAUGAUGACUUUGUCUAUCUUGAAUCCGGGAGCAUAUGUCCUCCGCCGCGUCCUCAAGAUUAGUUCCUCAAUGAACAUUGCUCGCUUCCAGGCUGCGUGGGAGACUGUUUCGCAACAGAAUCCCAUUUUACGUACCAGAUUGGUGCCAACCACAGAUGCAGGCUUGCUGCAGGUAGUGACCAGAGAGACCAUCCAUUGGCGAACUGCAGAAUCUCUACAGCAGUAUCUGGAGAGAGACAACCGAGAACGAAUCACGUAUGGAGCGCCAUUGAUGCGGUGUGCAAUUACAUCUGAUGGCCACUUUGUGUGGACUGCUCACCAUUCCAUUUACGAUGGAUGGUCUCUUCCCAUGGUCCUGGACCAGGUCAAAUCGGUCUAUGAAUACGAAACUUGUCCCGAUACUCCUGGAUUCAAUACCUUCAUCAAUCAUCUGCUCCAGACCGAUGCACAGGCCACUCGAGCAUUCUGGGCAAAGCAAUUGGACGGCCAACUCCCCUCGACCUUCCCUGAACUCCCUUCCCCCUCCUAUCGUCCCUCUGUCCGUGGAUCUACACGACGCUCCCUUCUCUUUUCCCCCGCUGCCCAUUCCCAGGUCCUCAAGACCACCAUCCUUCGCGCCGCAUGGGCGCUGCUUCUGUCCUUCUACGCCGACUCCGAAGACGUCAUUUUUGGCAUGACUCUCUCCGGACGCAAUGGAACUGUUCCAGGCAUUGACAAGAUAAUCGCUCCGCUAAUCACCACUGUUCCCGUGAGAGUUCAGCUUCCAGUAUCACUCACUGUGGCAGACUUUCUCAGUCAAGUCCAGCAGCAGGCCACAGACAUGAUUCCGCAUGAACACUUUGGUCUGCAGAAUAUCGCCAAGCUCAGCUCUGAAUGUGCGCGGGCCAUCGAGUUCCAGAAUUUGUUCGUCAUUCAGCCCGCGUCCGAGGUCACCACUACCGAUGAUCUCUUCCUCGGAUGCCAGGAGGUGGACCUGCCCGUGCAGGAUUUCGACAGUUAUCCCCUCGUGGUUGAGUGUUACCUGAGCCACAACAAGGUGCACAUUGAAACGCGACACGAUGAGACAAUUCUCACGACCUGGCAAGUUCAAAAUAUGUUGUACCACUUCGAGUGCCUGGUCAACCAGCUUACUGUUGCCGGCAACGAAACGCGUUUACUCGGCGAGAUCGACAUGUUCGGUGACAAAGACCGAGAGCAGAUCAUGCAAUGGAACCAACAAUACCCCGAGGUGGUCGAGUGUACAGUCCCUGAAAUUUUCGCAGAGCAGGUCUCUCAGCGGCCACAUGCUCUAGCCGUGGAUGCCUGGGACGGAAAACUCACAUAUACCGAGCUAGACCACCUUUCCACUAUCUUGGCACAACAUCUUCACGAGCUUGGUGUAGGGCCUGAGGUACUGGUCCCCAUGUGUUUCGAUAAAUCACGCUGGGCAGUGGUGGCGCAAAUGUCCGUCAUGAAGGCUGGAGGAGCCUGUGUCAAUCUCGAUCCGAAGCACCCGCAGGCUCGACUCGAGACUAUCAUUAGGGAUGCAAAUGCGCCUAUUUUGCUAUGUGCCCCUCAUCAUGCUGGUAUCUUAGGAGCGGACAGUUCCGUCCACCAAGUCUUCGUCACGGAAGAGUUCAUCCGCCAAGUGCAAUUAUCUCCCGACAUGAUGAAAGCGCCUCUUCCUGCAUUGAGCCCUCGCAAUGCCGCAUAUGUACUCUUCACCUCUGGAAGCACUGGAAAGCCAAAAGGUAUCGUGAUUGAGCAUGGAUCGCUUUGCUCUAGCUCCAAGGCCCACGGUUCGCGAUGGGGCAUUGGUCCAGAAACCCGUUUGUUACAAUUCGCUGCAUACACUUUUGACGUGAGCUGUGCGGACAUCUUCACAACCUUACAGCGAGGUGGUUGUAUUUGUGUUCCCUGCGAGCAUGACCGUUUGAAUGCUCUACCAGAGGCCAUCAACCAGUUCCGAUGCAACUGGGCCUUCUUGACCCCCACCGUAGCCAGCUUGCUUCCUGCGAACGACAUUCCGUCUCUGAGAACGCUCGUUCUCGGAGGCGAGGCAUCAACCUGGGACACGAUCGCAAAGUGGCAUAGUGUGCUCGACCUCAUCGUCUGUUAUGGCCCCGCUGAGUGUUCUGUGUACUGCUCAGGAAUGCCUCCUGCCACAGCAAGCAGUGAUCCUGCGAACCUGGGUGCAGCCAUUGGCGCUCUGUACUGGAUUGCCAGUCCCAAGAAUUUCAAUCGGUUGACCCCAGUUGGUUGUGUGGGUGAGCUGCUGCUCGAAGGUCCAACGGUGGCGAGAGAGUAUCUUCAUGACCCGGCCAAGACUGCGGAUGCCUUCAUAAGGGACCCUAUCUGGGCUCCGGUGCGUGACUCCAGCCGCCCUCGCGUUUUCUACCGCACCGGCGACUUGGUUCGAUAUAACGAAGAUGGCACUAUUCGCUUCGCAGGCCGCAAAGACACGCAAGUCAAGGUACGCGGCCAACGCGUCGAACUUGGCGAGAUUGAACAUGCAGUUCGGCAGACAAUGCCUUCCCUAGCACAUGCAACUGUCGAUGCGGUGAAAGAUCCGGCCACUCAGCGUCAGCAAGUGGUGGCCUUCUUGCACUUUAGCAACCGCAGUGGCGAAGCCGAAGUUAUGGAGAUGACACCGGAACUGCGCGAGGAGUUGAUUCGCCUGCAGCAAACUCUCAGCCAAUGUCUGCCCUCGUACAUGAUUCCUUCCAUGUUCGUUCCCCUGGUACGGGUGCCACUGACCAUGAAUGGCAAAGCGGAUCGUCGACAGCUGCGUGAGCUCGCUCUGUCUCUGUCGCCGGAAGACGCCAUAGCCUAUGCCCUGGCCGACAGCAUCAAGCAAAAGCCCACGACGCCGACAGAGUUCCAGCUGCGUGACUUGUGGGCUAAGGUUUUGCAAGUGGAAGCAGAUACGAUCGGCGCUGGGGAUCAUUUUUUCCGGUCCGGAGGUGAUUCCAUCGUUGCAAUGAAGUUGACGAGUUUAGCUCGGGCUCAGGGAUGGCAGCUCUCGGUUCAGGAGAUCUUCGGAGCACCGAUUCUCUCGGAAAUGGCGGCUGAAAUUGUUAAGAAGUCAGGAAAUACCAAUGUGUCGGUGUCUCUGGUCACUUACGAGCCCUUCUCUCUGAUCCAUGAUGCUAGUCCCGACCUCGUGGCCAAGAUUGCAGCCGACAUUAAGACGAGUACUGAUAACAUCGUGGACGUUCUGCCAACAACAGACUUCCAGGCAUGGGCGAUUACACACUCGAUGAUGAAAACGCGCGGCCUUCUCAACUACCUCUUCCUGGACGGCCAAGGAAAGCUCCCAUGGACUGCCGACUAUGUACAGGCCGUCUGGACGCGCUUUCUCGAAGCGCAUCAGAUCCUUCGCACAGCCUUUACGGCGCAAAACGACCGCUUUUACCAAGUCGUGCUCAAGAGGAUCCCGUAUGAAGUUGAAUGGUACGAAACUGAUCAAGAGCUUGACAUCAUUUGUGCCCAACUCUGUCGUAACGACGUUGCGUCGGAUCUACAGCUUGGAGAUCCACUGGCUAAGCUGAUUCUUGUCGGCAAUCAAGAACAUCACCGUCUCAUCCUACGCAUUUCUCAUGCUCAAUAUGAUGGUGUUUGCCUACCACAGAUUUGGCAGACACUGCAGGGUAUCUUCUCCGGCCAGUCAAUCACCCCAGAAGUUCCUUUUGCUCAAUGCGUGGCUGCUAUCGACUCCUCCAAGCGCAGUAGCGAUUCUCUGACCUACUGGCAGAACCUGUUGGCAGAUUCAAAGAUGACCAACGUGGUGGCUCAUACAAAGCCCGACUACCGCAAUGUCUAUGAUCUUCAUCUGGCCCGUACAAUUUCUGUCUCCUCCGCCAGUCUCUCCAGCUCGGGCAUUACCUUUGCUACCAUUCUGAAAGCCGCUUGGGCGACAGUUCUGGCUUCACUUUCUGGAACGACCGACGUAGCCUUUGGCCAUGUUACUUCCGGCCGCAAUAUUCCUGGCGCAGACAUGGAGCGCAUCGUCGGCGCCUGCCUGAAUGUCAUUCCCGUCCGCGCCACAAUUGACGACUCGACCACAAUGAUUGAUCUUCUGCAGAGCCUGCAAUCCCAGCAUGUGGCUAGUAUGUCCCAUGAGUCUAUCGGCAUGCGCCAGCUUGUCAGAGAAUGUAGUCCUUGGACUCCAUCAACCCGCUUCAGCACCAUCGUGCAACACCAGAACAUCGAUCAGGUCUCCCAUGUAACUCUUGAUGCCAGGGACUACACCAUUGGUGAUUUUUGUCCUGCAGCAGAUGAGGCUGACGUGGCGAUCAAGACUACUCCGCUAGAUGAUGAGGGGAUGGAGGUUCUCCUCAUCACUUCGUCGCGAACUGUGGGUGAUCAGACCGCAACUGCCUUGCUGGACCUGCUUUGCGAGACUAUUCAGUGUAUCUGCCAAUCUGAUCCCACAGCGCAAGCCCUUCCCUCAAAGUGGAUCCAGAACAAUCCUGUUCUUCCGUUAACGCCCCCGGCUGGACCAAUGGUGAAUGGAAAUGGACAUGUUAUUGUCCCUUCGGACCAGCGAAUUGGUGCCCUUGUUGAUGCAAUCUACGACAGCUGGAGACGUGUUCUUGGGUCUUCAGAUCUUUCACUGGACUUGGAGUCGGACUUCUUCGCCGUGGGCGGUGAUUUGGUCGCGACUGCCCUGCUAGCAGCCUACUGGCAGCGUCAGGGGUAUCGUGUUACUGUUGAGGGUCUKGUGGAUGGGUCUCGUGUAUGGGAGAUGGCUCAGACUCUGCUUGGUACACAAGCUUGA
Molecule: messenger RNA, 18555 nt
Organism: Aspergillus pseudoviridinutans
Lineage: Eukaryota; Fungi; Ascomycota; Eurotiomycetes; Eurotiales; Aspergillaceae
Product: nonribosomal peptide synthase
Exons: 5
Coding region: 1-18555 (6184 amino acids)
Biological process (GO): amino acid activation for nonribosomal peptide biosynthetic process; secondary metabolite biosynthetic process
Cellular component (GO): cytoplasm
Molecular function (GO): phosphopantetheine binding; catalytic activity
Source: RefSeq, a predicted model, not a curated record